GGGAGGGUAACUGGACUCACUUGGCCUCUAGGGACGAGGAUUCUGGGUUUCUUCACGAGGUCUGGGAUGCCUAUCACCUCUGCCCUUCUGGAAGAGAGAGCAGCCUGUAUCCCGGACGCCUUCACGACCUGGCCCGGAGUCAUUGCUGACCUCGGCGCCUUUAGGCCUUGAAGUUUGCGGUAGACUCAUAACAGAAUCACCAUGAUUCUUCAGAGGCUCUUCAGGUUGACCUCUGUCAUUCAGUCUGCAGUCUUGGUCUCUUUGAGGAGGAACAUCGGUUUUACAGCAGUGGCAUUUAAUAAGGAACUUGAUCCUGUACAGAAACUCUUCGUGGACAAGAUUAGAGAAUAUAGAACUAAGCGACAGACAUCUGGAGGACCUGUUGAUGCUGGCGCAGAGUAUCAGCAAGAACUAGACAGGGAGCUUUUUAAGCUUAAGCAAAUGUAUGGUAAAGCAGACAUGAAUACGUUCCCUAACUUCACAUUUGAAGAUCCCAAGUUUGAAGUCGUCGACAAACCACAGUCCUGAAGAAAUAAUGUAAAAUUUAUCUGGUAAUCUGUCCUAGAUUAGUUGUACAACUGCUCAGAAGUAACAGAAUAAACAUAUUUCACAACUGUCA
Messenger RNA from Balaenoptera acutorostrata (minke whale), 619 nucleotides. It is a transcript of the gene ATP5PF, whose product is annotated as ATP synthase peripheral stalk subunit F6. Gene Ontology annotation, molecular function: proton transmembrane transporter activity. The transcript is spliced from 4 exons. The record is from RefSeq and is a predicted model, not a curated record. Gene Ontology annotation, biological process: proton motive force-driven ATP synthesis. Lineage: Eukaryota; Metazoa; Chordata; Mammalia; Artiodactyla; Balaenopteridae. Bases 202 to 528 code for a protein of 108 amino acids.